GCAACUGUAGUCUGUUCGUAGUCAAGCAGGUUAAGAAACAACUGUAGUCUAGUCAUUGCAAUUUCUUCCAUAACAGUAAAAGAUAAUAACUAGUAAGCUUAUUAGCUGUAAUUCCUUUUUAAAUAUAUUUUUCGGGAAAUAAUAUAUAUGUAUAUCUCUACACGGAAACAAAUAUAUGCAUUACAUAUUAGUUGUAUACAAUUAUGUAUUUAGACCAUUGCCAUUUAAGAAAAAAAAGAUGAUGACUAGAGAAACAAAAAAUAACAUCUAAAAUGGAUUUAAAUGUGGUAUAUAUUAUGUAAGCACAUAUGUAUAUACAGUAGAAACUCUAUAAAUUAAUACUCGAUAAAUUAAUAAACACAUAAAUUAAUAAAUUUCUCUAGUUUCGAGUUAGGCCAGUUCAAAAUAUGACACAAAUCCGAUAAAAUAAUAAGAUAAUAAUAUUUUAGAAAAUCCUAUGUAAAUAUAUAGUUUCAUUAAAAUCAUAAAUUAAUAAUUUUUGUACAUAUGCAUUUUAUAUAAUUACAAACAAACAACUGUAUUAUUUGCUCAUUUUCACAGUAGAAUUAUCUCUAUAUUUUUGACACUUCAAUAUAUUUUUCUAGUAUUUAAAAUUAUAUCUAAACAACAUUUAAGAACUUAUUUUAUAUACACCAAAUAGUACAAUAAAAAUAAUUUGAAAGUCGAAUUUCAAAAUUUUAAUUAAUGUAUUUUGUUUAUUUUAUUAAAAAUAUAUUCCAAAAUAAAAAAAAAUCUAUAAAAAUUUUUUUUAGUAAAUUAAUAACUCUAUAAAUUAAUAAAAUAUCAUAGUCCUAACAUUAUUAUUUAUAGAGUUUUUACUGUAUACACCUAUUCCAAUGAGUGUAAAUACUAAAUACGGAGUUGUAAAAAUUAUUUCCAUACGUGUUUCACAGGAAGGUAGAAUGAGUAAAAUCAACAUAAUGAAAGAAAUAACCAUAACUUCUAGGAUAUGAAUUCAAAGUCUAGUUCUGGUUUUACUUUAAAUUCAACACAAAGGAGAUUUUAUACCAUAAUUGUUAACGUGCAAUAAAGUUAUCUUCUCGAUAAAUAGCGUCCUCAUUCUGCGAAUCUAUAGCACAAAGAGAUAAAACAUCACUUCUCAAUCACAAAAAAAUAUAGAAAAAUAUUUUGUUAAGGAGAACCAACAAGUUAUGUCUUCUUCAAGCUCGUCCGUGUUCCAACCCAAAACAUGCAAUGAGAUCAUCGUGGCCGUGGAGGAGUCCAUGGAGAAGGCAGCGGAGAGCCAAGUUGUGUCUUCUGCCAGCUCUUCCGCCACCCAACCUGAGAAAUGCAAUGACCUCACCGUGGCCGUGGAGGAGUCCAUGGAGAAGGCAACGGAGAACCAAGCUGUGUCUUCUGACGGCUCUUCCGCGGCGCCCCAGCCAGAAAAAACCAAUGACGUUACCAUGGCCGUGGAGGAGGCCAAGGAGAUGGCAGCAGAGAACCAAGUUGUGUCUUCUGCAGGCUCUUCCGCCGCGCCCCAACCCAAUGACAUUAUCGUGGCUGUGGAGGGGGACAAGGAGGUGGCAACGGAGAACCAAAUUGUGCCUUAUACAGGCUCUCCCGCGCCCCAGGCUGAGCAAUGCACUGACAUUGUUAUCGUGGCAACGGAGAACAACAAUCCGGGAACUGAAAACCCAAGUCUCAUGGGAUCUGGUGCUGUCCCAACAGGAAGCCAGAUCCUGCAGCUUUACCCACCAAGAUCUAAUAAGAUCUUCUCUUGUCCCACUUGCAAAAAAGGGUUCCCAUCAAGUCAAGCCCUAGGCGGCCACCAGAACGCGCACAAGCAGGAGCGAGAGUGGGAAAAGAAGAGGAAGAAUAUGGAACAAGAGUACCCCGGUUUCGCCUUUUUGAACCCUAAUAUAGACAAUCCUCUUAUGUUUUUCUUAGGUGGCUACUCGGAAGAUGCUUUAACACACGAGAAUCAUCUUGGGAUCCCUCUUGACGAUGCUUUCAAACGCAGAUUUGCCCGUAAUCACCCAUCCGUCAACAACGGAUCCUCGGACAUGAACAUUACCGCGGUUCCUCGCGUGGCUCCUACUGGCUUCUUCGCAGGGAACACUCCCACCACCAACGGUUCUUCUUCAGGAGGACUUGGGCCCCCUUACAACAGCUAUCCCCCGAUGCUCCCUAGGAACUUUCCUCCUUUCCCUCCUCCUCAGACCAACAAUCUUCCUAGUGGUUUGUAUCCGCAACAAGAGAAUGUAUUGAACGAGGUGAAUUUCAUCUCAGAGAUAGGAAAGGGUAAAAAUAUUAUUGAGAUUGAUGAUGAUGAUGAUGAUGAUGCUGAUGCUGGUGCUGAUGAUGGGCCUAUAGCAGGGACAUCCAAGAGCUGGGGGGCUGAUUUAUCUCUUUGACUAUUGUUUAGUCCUAUGACUUGUUUAGUUUUCUAUUAGAGACCUCUCUCUCUGAAGAUUGCUUUUUCAUUUUAAUUUUCUUGCAUUUCGUUUAGAUGUUCCUUUGUCUGUACGAAGCAUGUCUUCUUCUGGACGAUUUGCUUCUUUUUAUGAAUAAAUGGUUCCUCUUUUUUUCUCUUUUCUUGCCAUCUAUAUAUCAUGAGUUUUUUAAUCAUUUUGGUAAAGGUCAAAAAUCCAUGGUUGUAGGGAGGUAAUUUUUACCAAAGUUACGUGUCUUGUUUUUCAAACCUUUCGAUUCAGAACUAUGGCUACCUAUAUCUGGUUUACAUAUACUUAGAUUUCUUGAUUAUGUAUUUAUGUCAGUCGAGUUAUCAGUAUUAGUAUUGGAGAACAAGUAAAAAAAAAUGAGUUCCAGGAUGAGUGUAUAUAUAUUACAUGUUACGCACCAUAUAGUGCCAUAGAAAAAUCUCUUCAUUAUGAAAAGAAAAUGACUUGCAUCAAAUGAAUUAUAUUCGACAUGCAUUAUUAACUAUUAAGACGUAACUAAACAUUCGUUUUGGAUCUUGAGGAUAUAGAGUUUUGUAUGCAUAAUGUUUAUGUCUAAACUCAACAUAAACUUAAAGUCUCGAGAUUGAAUAUUGAUGAAUACAUGAGAACACACCAGAGCAAGAUUGUUAAAAACUGUCGUUUUGGCAUGCAUCAAAUUAAUUCAUACAUAAAAAAGAGAGCAUAAAAUCAUGCAAACUUAGUCUUUGUUUUGGGGUAUUUAUAAAAGGUUACGUUGGACACUUGGACGGUAUGAAAAGGUUAAUUCUAAAAUCAAAAGUACGUUUAACAAAGUCCACAAAUAUAUUCAUUUACAGUGAAACGCUAAACAUUAUUGGUCAAAAAACAUUUUAAAUAUUUUGAAAAGUAAUUUUUUAACCUUAAGCCUAUGGAGAGAUCCGGAUUAAUCCCUAAAAUUGUGGUGCGGCCCACUGAUGAAAUUUCAGUUCGGAUAUUCAAAUGAGAUCGCAAAAUAGGUCCAUAUCCGCGUAGUUAGUUAUAAUGUGAAAUGUAUUGAGCGUGUAUUCGAACCCGGGUUGUUUAGCAACCCAAAAUCAGCCUACCACUAAACCAAUGUCUUGUGGUUUUGAAAAGUUAUUUGAAGAGCUGAUCGAUAACAACCUUUUUGUUUAUGAUAAGAUAUGCCCAAAACGAUUCAAAGAGAAAAGUGAUGGUUUGGAAAUAAUGACUACAUUACUUCAACAAAUAAAUUAUAAUAUUUAAUUUAGCGAAUGAAACAUAUAAUUCUGUUUUAGCGAAUGGAAAACAUAUGUUUAUCAUCGCUCCUAAAACAAAUUGGGUAUAUAAGCCAAUGCUCAUUAUUCUCAUCGGUAGUUCUGUUAGCAAAAAAUCCCUAUUUUUUAAUUUUAAUUGAAAACAUCAAUGUAAGUUUCAAAACAAUAAACCAGUAGUAGUUCACUGAUUUCAGAAAUAUAACUGUUAGUGUUGGAUUUCAUACAUAAAAUAAAACAAAUGGAAUCCAUUGAAGCAUAGGCUGAAGGUCAAUCGAGCUGGCUAUUGUCAGAAAAGCAUUCAUGAAGCCAUCUUUGAUAUAUCCCUUUGGAGAUUCCCAUGUUAAUUUUAAUAGUGAUGUCAAUCUCAGUGUACCAGUAAAAUAUAUACUAUCUUCUUUAUAGCUUAUAUGCUCAUUGUUGAGAACAUCAUAGAACAUAUUAUUCAGUGAAAAAAGAAUAUUGGAAAAAGUAUUUGAAAUAAAAAGAUUUUAGUGCUACUAAAAAAACUGAGAUAAAAACUGACAUGUCAAAUGCCGACCAGUUUAUAGAGAUACAUAGAGACAAUUUUAGACUUUUUGACAUGUCAAAUGCCGACCAGUUUAUAGAUAUAUGACAAAGUUGAUUAUGUUAAUGCAUUUGGAUGAAUGAUGUACGCCAUGGUGUGCACUAAAAUAAGUUAUGGAAGAAGCCAUUGAUUUUUAUAAGUUCUAACCUAUGGUAACUGCGUUCUAUAAAUUUGGAUGAUACAUAUAACUUAAAUAUAUUACAUGAAAUCAACAUGUGUUGGGAUACCAUAAGGUUAUUUAAAAUGUAAAACCACUAUUUGAAAAUGAAAGAGCCGUGUUAGUUUUAGACUCCAGUCUUCUGAAAUUAAUUGGUUUGGUUUGAUAUAGUAUAUACAUAUAGUUAAAUCUAUAUGCACACGAUCUUUGCAUAUAUUUAUUGUUAUACUCAUUUUUCAGAAAUGUAAUAGAUUGUACGGAUUAUGGUUAUAAUCAACCAUAAUCCGUUAGUGUUUAUUUUAAAUCAAAAAUUGUAAGUAAUAGAUUUUAAUUAAACCUAAAUAGUUAAAACGUUAUAACUUUUUUGAUAGUCCAAAAAACAGUCGAUAAAAGAGGACUCUGUUUAAAUAGAAUAAACUAGAUUUUGAUCCGUCCGUCCAUAUGGGUGUAUUUAAAAAAAAAUGUGAUGCUAUUUGU
Molecule: messenger RNA, 4857 nt
Organism: Brassica napus (rape)
Lineage: Eukaryota; Viridiplantae; Streptophyta; Magnoliopsida; Brassicales; Brassicaceae
Exons: 1
Coding region: 1173-2378 (401 amino acids)
Molecular function (GO): DNA-binding transcription factor activity
Source: RefSeq, a predicted model, not a curated record